This is a messenger RNA of Notolabrus celidotus (New Zealand spotty), 1825 nucleotides long. RefSeq names its product tetraspanin 2a (gene tspan2a). The record is from RefSeq and is a predicted model, not a curated record. The transcript is spliced from 8 exons. NCBI's taxonomy places the organism in Eukaryota, Metazoa, Chordata, Actinopteri, Labriformes, Labridae. The coding region runs from base 166 to 831 and encodes 221 amino acids. Gene Ontology annotation, cellular component: membrane.
GCCGCGUGCAGCAUGUCCGUGCAGGUUGUGCGCAUGUUUGGAUGUAUCGGGAGCAGGGCACCAUCAUUUCAGGGUUGAUGUCCAGCUGGAAGACACGGAGAUCAUUUGCUAGUUUGCACAAAUAAAAGCGUUUAGAUCAGAAUCAGCCACGAAGAAGGAGGCAUCAUGAGUAAAGUGGUGACGGGUGGGAUGAAAUGCGUGAAAUAUCUGCUCUUCGUUUUCAACUUCAUCUUCUGGCUGUCAGGCCUGCUGGUUCUGGCUGUGGGACUCUGGCUCAGGUUUGACCCGGAGACGGUGGAGCUCCUGACAGGUGAUGGAGCACCGGACACCUUCUUCAUCGCGGUGUACAUCCUCCUUGGUGCAGGAGGGCUGAUGAUGAUCGUUGGGUUCUUCGGAUGUUUUGGAGCCGUACGAGAGUCUCAGUGUCUCCUAGCAUCAUUCUUCGCCUGCCUUCUGGUCAUCUUUGGAGCAGAGAUUGCAGCCGGUGUGUUUGGAUUCAUAAACCAGGAACAGAUCGUUGAAGAGGUCCAAAAGUUUUACAGCAGCUCCAUCUCUGAUGUCUCUAAUGCCAAUGCCACCGCAAUCGCUCUCAUGUACCAUAAAACUCUGAACUGCUGUGGAGGAUCAGUGUCAGAAACAUCUACAGUGCUCUGUGCAGAGACCGCUCUUGAGGACACUCAGAACUGCCUCACUGCGAUACAAAACUUCUUCAAUGACAAGCUGUACGUUAUCGGAUACAUUGGGAUUGGAAUCGCAGGAGUAAUGAUAAUAGGGAUGGUGUUCAGCAUGGUUCUUUGUUGUGCCAUCAGGAACAACAGGGAGGUCAUAUAGUAGAGUGAGUUGAUGAGUUGACCCCCGUCCUCUACCAACCGCUCCCCCAAGCCAGGCAACCCACUACACCCUCACCGAUCCCUUCAUAAUCAACCCAUCUGCAAGAGAAGGGAAGCACCAAAGUUACAUUUCACUUUCAUUCCUCACGGUCACAAAGUGAGCUGGUGGGGGGAUUUCCUUUAACACCACAAAUUAUUUCAUCCGUCCAAAUCCAACACGAUACGCUGGAUUGUUUUGUUCUCCUCGACUCCACCAGCGCUGAAAAUGUUCUCUCUUUUUUCUUGUUCGUAACACCCGCUCUGCUUUUUGAUACAGAUCUGUUACAUCCCUCCAUUUUAACACCUCUCUGUUUCCUGCACUCUAACUCCAACACAACACCGAUCACGAAGCCUUUUUUGACACAGGAAUGUUGUGAUCAAGGAGUAUUGCUGUAAAUAUGGACACCUAUGUUACGCACCUGCUCUUAACGUUAUUUAUCACUCCCUUUUUAUGUAAUUUAUAGGCCUUACGCCAUAUUGUGUGCUUACAUGUUUGGAGGACUAGUCUACCUUUGCAGAGUGCGUUUCCAUUAUGUGCCUACUGUAUAUUUAUUCACACAGAUAAGCCUCCAGCUGAUGUGCUAUCUGCAUUUUCCUGGUGAUUUCAAUAUGUACAUAAAGACUGCUCGCUCCCAGCCACCACUCUCGAGUAUUUCUACUUUAAAGCACAACACAAAGGAAGUGUAGGCGUGAUAAGGGUUAGAAAAGGUCUGAUGAUAAACUGCCUCUCUGUGAAUCUCCAAACUCAUCGAAAAGGUCACGAGUAACACGACGUCUCGAGCUCUUCUGGAGAGCAUGUGUGAACUGUAACAGUGAGCUAGCCUGCGUUUUUCGUGUGAAUUAUUUUGGAUGUAAAUUUUGUUGGUGUGCCAAUAAGAUGUGAAUUAUAGAAUAAUAUAGUUAAUGUCAAACUGUUAACCUUAAUAAAAACAAACGUUUGGUGCUUUUAUUCUCAA